UAAUACAUAAAGUAAUAAUGUCCUCCACCAUGGCCAGUGAACGUGAUCUCUUCGCGACUGAGAUUGUGAACCGUGGGAUUGAAUCAUCUGGACCCAACGCUGGCUCUUUGACAUUCUCCGUAAGGGUGAGGAGGCGGCUACCGGAUUUUCUUCAAUCAGUGAACCUCAAGUACGUGAAAUUGGGUUACCAUUAUCUCAUAAACCAUGGCAUUUACUUGGUCACAAUACCUGUUCUCUUGCUUGUGUUUAGUGCUGAGGUUGGUAGCCUCAGCAAAGAGGAGCUAUGGAAGAAGCUUUGGGAAGAUGCUAGAUACGACCUUGCCACUGUGCUUGCUUUCUUUGGUGUCUUCGUUUUCACCAUGUCUGUCUACUUCAUGUCAAGACCACGCCCCAUUUACCUCAUUGAUUUUGCAUGCUAUCGACCCGAAGAUGAAGUUUAUAAGGUAUCAAGGGAGCAAUUCAUAGAGGCAGCAAGAAAAUCAGGCAAGUUUGAUGAGGGAAGCCUCGAGUUCAAGAAGAGGAUUCUAAUGGCCUCAGGCAUAGGGGACGAGACAUACAUCCCAAAGGCAGUGAUGUCAUCGAGUGAAAACUGCGCAACCAUGAAAGAAGGUCGUGCUGAGGCAUCAUUGGUUAUGUUUGGAGCACUUGACGAGCUCUUUGAGAAAACACGUGUUCGUCCAAAGGACAUUGGUGUUCUUGUAGUGAACUGCAGCAUCUUCAACCCAACACCAUCUCUAUCAGCUAUGAUCAUAAACCACUUCAAGAUGAGGGGAAACAUAUUGAGCUUUAACGUUGGUGGCAUGGGUUGUAGUGCUGGAAUCAUUGCUGUGGACUUGGCAAGGGACAUGCUUCAAUCUAACCCUAAUAACUAUGCGGUGGUUGUGAGCACUGAGGUUGUGGGGUUUAACUGGUACCAAGGUAAAGAAAGGUCAAUGCUCAUUCCAAACUGUUUCUUUCGCAUGGGGUGUUCUGCUCUUCUUCUUUCUAACCGUCGUCGUGACUAUAGUUGUGCUAAGUACAGUCUUGAACAUAUUGUUCGUACACAUAAAGGUGCUGAUGAUCGCAGCUUCAGAUGUGUUCACCAAGAGGAAGAUGAAAAAAAAUUCAAGGGAAUAAAGAUAAGCAAAGACUUGAUUGAGAUUGGUGGCGAUGCACUCAAAACAAACAUCACUACCCUAGGACCUUUGGUGCUACCCUUUUCAGAGCAGUUCCUCUUCUUUUCAACUCUAGUAUGGAGGCACUUUUUUGGGGGUAAAUAUGCUAAUGGUAGCUCAACUUCAUCAAAGAAGCCAUACAUUCCUGACUACAAACUAGCUUUUGAGCAUUUCUGUGUCCAUGCUGCAAGCAAGGUCAUUCUUGAUGAGUUGCAAAGGAACCUUGAACUUAGUGACAAGAACAUGGAAGCCUCCAGGAUGACACUGCACCGUUUUGGUAACACAUCUAGCAGUAGCAUUUGGUAUGAGCUAGCUUAUCUUGAAGCAAAGGAGAAAGUUAGAAGAGGAGACCGUGUUUGGCAACUUGCGUUUGGUUCUGGCUUCAAGUGUAACAGUGUUGUUUGGCGCUCCAUGCGCCGCCAAACAAAGCCUUCUAAGAACCCUUGGCUCGACUGCAUCAACAGAUAUCCUGUGUCUCUCACUCAAUGAAAGUUUGAAGCAUUCUGGUCAAUCUAUCAGUGAUAUAUAAGAAUGCUACGUUUAAGAUCAAUUAAUAAUGGUACUCUUUGAUUAUUAGUCUUUCUUUUUUUGGUAGUGAUUAUUAGUCUCUCAAAUUUUA
This is a messenger RNA of Gastrolobium bilobum, 1773 nucleotides long. RefSeq names its product 3-ketoacyl-CoA synthase 10-like. The coding region runs from base 18 to 1643 and encodes 541 amino acids. The transcript is spliced from 3 exons. Lineage: Eukaryota; Viridiplantae; Streptophyta; Magnoliopsida; Fabales; Fabaceae. Gene Ontology annotation, biological process: fatty acid biosynthetic process. Gene Ontology annotation, molecular function: acyltransferase activity, transferring groups other than amino-acyl groups. Gene Ontology annotation, cellular component: membrane. The record is from RefSeq and is a predicted model, not a curated record.